GGUCAGCUAACCGAAAUGGCCACUCGAUUAGCGGCGACAGCUGCUCGACAAACGCUUGCAGCAAACAGAGAUGCACUUGAAAGACCUGGACGACCUGAAGUCGGUCCGAUUUCACUGGACGCUCGUCCGUCUGAGAUCAUCGGACAAUCGCUUACGAAUGCCGUUUCACCAACCAUCUCGAAACUUAUCGAUCAAACCGAUACCCUCAAUCGGCUGCACCCACUCUAUAACGCCAAUCUUUCACCGAACCCAAAUGCUCCUGUAUCAUCGGAGAACAUUACUCCCAUUUCAUCAAAUCAACCCGACAAUCAGCAAUUUGUUUCACCCGAUCUGAGCGUUGCACCACAAAAACCAACGCCGAAUUGGCUGGGCAAUCUUGACAACGAUCUGACUCGAAAUUCAAUCAUUCGAUUGACCGAAGCAUUCCUCGGUUCCCAGGGCUCAUCAAAGCAGCCAACAUCAAAUCUUGCUUUUGGUUCCAAGCAGUUUCAAGCGGAUAAUUUCAAGCAUCCAAACACGAACGGCGACUUGUUCCCAACAAUUCAUCAGUUAGCACCUGGUGCAAGCAGCAAUUUCGGUAUACCGAAAGGCGAAGGCAAGAUCUUUCCAUUUAACAUUGUUGAAUUCUUCUCAAAUUCACUAACGACGAAAUGGUCAACGGAAGUGAUUUUAGGUUGUGUGCCGUUUUUAAGCGAAUUUAUGCAAGUUCUCUACGGUAAUUGCGUUAAAGAGUCAGACGCUAAGACGUGGGACUUAUGGGGCGGACAAAUCUUUGAUGCCUUACGAGGAGGAAAAAUGGAUCUGCUCAAAGCAUCGAAGGAAACGUGUAAACGCGGUGUUGAACGACAGCAAUGCGGUCAGCUACGACGAGCAAUCAGUUCGUGUGAUAUCUUAGGCUCAUUACAAGUCACUAUGGAAAUACAACGUGCCAUGAAAAGAUGUGACGAAGUUACUGGAUUGUUGGAUCAGAAUCCAAUGGCCGUAUUGAAUCAAAUAAACAAUGUUAUAACUGGUGAAGUGGCGCAAGGAUUCCUGCACAAAUUCCUCGGCUAG
Molecule: messenger RNA, 1053 nt
Organism: Anisakis simplex (herring worm)
Lineage: Eukaryota; Metazoa; Nematoda; Chromadorea; Rhabditida; Anisakidae
Source: the annotation of a GenBank genome assembly